AUAUGUUUUCCAUCUCGUCCUAACCGAGUCCCCUGUAAAUAUAGCUUGUGAUUAUCAUUUAUUUUUUCCAACAUCUGCGCCAGAUGUUUUCAGCCAACCAGCGCGCCCAUCAGCUUCAGUGAGUGGGAGGAAUCCGAGCAGCGGAGGAUGAUGAUGAUGAUGCUUAUGGCUGUCACAGUCACAUCCCGAGGACCACCAGCGAUUCCACAAAUGUGUUGUGUUAAGAGCCACUGCGGCAACUGAACGAUGUCCUCGGUCGGCAUUUUCGUGGGGCUCGUAGUGGCCGCAAUUGUUCGUUCUGUCAGUGGCACAGACGGCCAAACCCUGGCUUUAAUCGACUCCAAACAGAGAUCUGUGUUUCAGACUGGCGUGGUCACCAUCCUCUCUAAGUCACACGCGGACCGCAACGUUUAUCCUUCUGCCGGAGUGCUUUUCGUUCAUGUGCUAGAGAGAGAACACUUUAAAGGGGAGUUCCCACCAUAUCCGAAAGCAGGUGAUUCGAGUAACGACCCCAUCACAUUUAACACUAACCUUAAAGGCUAUCCAGACAGGCCCGGAUGGUUGCGGUACAUUCAAAGAACCUCGCACAGUGAUGGAGUCCUCUAUGGCUCUCCAACAGCUGAUCAUGUGGGCAAGCCGACCAUCAUCGAGAUUACAGCGUAUAAUAAACGCACUUUUGAAACUGCCAGGCACAACUUGGUCAUAAACAUAAUGUCUACAGAAGAGUUUCCCUUGCCCUAUCAGGCCGAGUUCUUCAUCAAGAACAUGAACGUUGAGGAGAUGUUGGCCAGCGAGGUGCUGGGAGAUUUUCUCGGUGCUGUUAAGAACGUGUGGCAGCCGGAGAGACUUAAUGCCAUCAACAUCACUUCGGCGCUGGACCGGGGAGGACGAGUGCCUUUACCCAUCAAUGACCUGAAAGAGGGUGUGUAUGUGAUGGUGGGAGCAGACGUGCCGUUCUCGUCGUGCCUUCGUGAGGUGGAGACCCCACAGAACCAGCUGCGUUGCAGUCAGGAGAUGGAGCCCGUCAUCAGCUGCGAUAAGAAGUUCAGAGCUCAGUUCAACAUCGACUGGUGCAAGAUCUCUCUGGUGGACAUCACUAAGGUUGUUCCUGUGCACAGUCACCGUCCUGACCCGGGCACAGGUGUCCUGCCAGACAUCGGCGAGUACAACCCACCGUCUGAGUUACUGAAGAGUAGAGACUAUUUCGCUGACUUCCUGAUCACCCUGGCGGUGCCCUCAGCCGUCGCCCUGGUCCUCUUCAUCAUCCUCGGCUACUCCAUGUGCUGCCGACGGGAAGGGCUGGAAAAAAGAAACAUGCAAACACCAGACAUUCAGCUGGUUCACCACAGCUCCAUUCAGAAGUCUUCGAAGGAGCUUCGCAGCAUGUCUAAGAACCGGGAGAUAUCGUGGCCUCUCUCGACACUGCCGGUCUUUCACCCUGUGAGCGGAGAGGUGGUGCCGCCCAUCCACCCCGACAACUACGAGACCACCAGCAUGCCGCUCAUGCAGACGCAGACAAAUCUUCAAAAUCAGAUCCAAAUACCACAGCAGCAGAUCUCUGGAGAUAAUUAUUGUAUGUCAACUUUUCGGAGGCUAGAGGUAAAUGGUAUUCCUGAAGAGAGAAAGGUGGCCGAAGCUCUAAACCUGUGAUCUCAUGUGUCUUCACGUUUAUACCUGUUUAAUCCUGCCAAAUGUGCAUGUCUAGCUGUGGCCUCAAGCUCCACGAUUUGUGUUCUCAUGCACAUAUCUGAAAGAACAACAUUAUUCAGUGUCAGAACAACUAAUGUUGAUAUGGGCACAUUAAAAAAUAUACUUUUAAAAUAGUAUCAACAUCAAAAGGUACACUAUGUAAUUUUCAAAAUUUAUAUAAUAAGCGAGUGCAUCAUUAAUCCAUCUUCCAAACUGCGUUUUUAUCUUAUCCCAAAUCACUACGUUAUGCCUAUCUAUAAUAAUUGUUUAUAUUGGGACUAUUUUAGAUUGAGUGGGACAACGGCCGUGGAGUAUCCCAGUACUCGCGUGACUCGUCAUAGACAUAAACAGAGAGAAGUAGCUCCGGCUACAGUGUUCAUCCUCAAGACGCAUUGCAUUUUUUAUUAACCGCUAGAGUGCCAAAACUUACAUAGUGUACCCUUUAAAUAUGGACUGGAGUCAAGCUUUUUUUUUUUUUUUUUUUACGAGUGAACAAACUCACUUUUUGCCAAAUACCAGUCGUCUUUGGUCUACCACUAAUGAAGUCACAUUUAAUGGGAUCUAAACAGGUUGAUAUUGUUCGUUUUGUUCUUACAGUAUACGAGUAAAUAUGUUUUGAUAAAUAAACUAAUACACUUGCCACUACAUAAGAUUGGCUCAUGUUUGUUCUGGGGGUGUGUAGAUACUUAAACAGAAAUGAAAAUGUUUUUGAGAAGGGAUUUAUCAACAUUGACUGUACAAUAAGAUGAAUGCAUUUCCAAAUUAAAUGAAUAUUUUCACAUUUUUGGACAAAAUGUAUUGUACACACACAAAACCAUUUCCUUUGAGGUCUUUGAUGUUUCUUUAAAUAAAAAAUAUAGCAAACUAUACAAAUAAUUUGUUAUAUGAACAAGGUGAUAAAGACAAAUAAACAUUUACGGUCAGUUGCUUGAAUGUGCCAGUUAAUGGCAGGCUGAACAAAAUUUG
Molecule: messenger RNA, 2655 nt
Organism: Pimephales promelas (fathead minnow)
Lineage: Eukaryota; Metazoa; Chordata; Actinopteri; Cypriniformes; Leuciscidae
Gene: sgce
Product: sarcoglycan, epsilon
Cellular component (GO): membrane; sarcoglycan complex
Molecular function (GO): calcium ion binding
Source: RefSeq, a predicted model, not a curated record